AUGGCUACCACAAGGACGCCGCUUCGUCCGUUAUUUAGGGCGUUUCAGCUUCCGAGAUUGAGGCAGCCAUGGAGCUGUGCAUCCAGUAGGCAUCGCUGGACAAUUCCCCGGCGCGGAGUUGCAACUACGCCGCAAAAGUCCAGCAAACCCUACUAUGUGACGACGCCGAUUUUCUACGUCAAUGCCGCUCCUCACGUCGGUCAUCUUUAUACCAUGGUUAUCGCCGAUAUCAUGAAACGGUGGCAGGUCUUGCUUGGGAACACGGAUGCUCAACUAUUGACUGGAACCGAUGAGCAUGGAAUGAAGAUUCAACAAGCUGCUCAGCAAGCGGGCAUGGAUACACAGGCAUUUUGCGACAUGAACUGCCGAACGUUCGAGUCCCUAGCGAAGGCUGCAAACCUCGACAAUGAUCAUUUCAUCAGAACCACCGACCCGGCGCAUCGGGAUGCCGUCCAGUAUUUCUGGGAAAUGUUACAACAUCGAGGGUAUAUCUAUGCAUCGAAGCACGAAGGCUGGUACUCGGUUAGCGACGAGACAUUCUAUCCACAGACGCAAGUGCAGAACUCCCUAGACCCAUCAACAGGAAGGAAACGCAUGGUCUCAAUAGAGACUGGCAAAGAGGUAGAGUGGACCUCAGAAACCAACUAUCACUUCCGACUUUCAGCCUUCAAAGAUCGCCUACUUGAGUUGUACAAGAGAGAAGAUCCGUUCAUUUCCCCUACAUCGUACACAGCUGCUGUGGUCAACUCCGUUGAGACGGGACUGCAGGAUCUCUCCAUUUCCAGGCCAGUGGAACGUCUGACCUGGGGUAUCCCUGUUCCCGGUGAUGAUACGCAGACAAUCUACGUGUGGCUGGAUGCGCUGGUCAACUACCUGACCAAAGCCGGAUAUCCUUUCCCGCCAGGCCAGGACAACAAAUCUGUAUGGCCUGCUGAUCUGCAUAUAGUUGGUAAGGAUAUUGUUCGCUUCCACUGUGUCUAUUGGCCUGCAUUCCUCAUGGCGCUUGACAUUCCCCUACCCCGGAAUGUCCUCGUGCACGGACAUUGGACGAUGAACCGCGAAAAGAUGUCCAAGUCCACGGGCAAUGUUGUGAACCCGUUUUUCGCCAUUGAACGGUUCGGAGUCGACGGAAUGCGAUUUUUCCUAGCUUAUCAGGGUGGUCUUUCAGAUGAUGCGGAUUUUGACAAUUCCUAUAUCAUCCGAGAUUACAAGAAAUUGCUUCAGGGGGGCAUCGGGAACCUUGCUCAGCGCACAAUUGGAUGCGCGCGUGGCAAUUUGCGCUCAUACAUUAUGGAUGCCGGAGCGGAUAAGCUCCCGUCUGCCACGCCUGAGGACCUUGAGCACCAGGAAUUAUUGGAGCAGACCCCGACCAAGGUUGCCGAGCAUAUGGGGAACCUGAACCCCCGCGCGGCACUGCGGGAGACUAUGAUAAUAAUCGAGAAGACUAACAAAUACUUCCAUGCGGCGGAGCCGUGGAAAAGUCCCAACCCUCAACGGACUCUCUACAACGUGGCGGAAUCGCUGCGGAUCGCUGGCAUUUUAUUGCAACCUUUCAUGCCCGGCAAGUCUCAUGAUCUUCUAGAUAUGCUUCGUGUAGAUGCCUCGGACCCCUCCAAACGAGCAUUCGCAGCCACGGCGUACGGUUCAGAUCCAGAUUACGGUGAAGGCGUUAAGAAGGGAAUACUUUUCCCUCCUUUACUUACUGAGGAGUAA
Messenger RNA from Penicillium bovifimosum, 1713 nucleotides. RefSeq names its product methionine--tRNA ligase MSM1. Lineage: Eukaryota; Fungi; Ascomycota; Eurotiomycetes; Eurotiales; Aspergillaceae. The coding region runs from base 1 to 1713 and encodes 570 amino acids. The transcript has 8 exons. Gene Ontology annotation, biological process: methionyl-tRNA aminoacylation. Gene Ontology annotation, molecular function: ATP binding; methionine-tRNA ligase activity. The record is from RefSeq and is a predicted model, not a curated record.